Molecule: messenger RNA, 2334 nt
Organism: Nicotiana tabacum (common tobacco)
Lineage: Eukaryota; Viridiplantae; Streptophyta; Magnoliopsida; Solanales; Solanaceae
Product: G-type lectin S-receptor-like serine/threonine-protein kinase LECRK3
Biological process (GO): recognition of pollen; protein phosphorylation
Molecular function (GO): ATP binding; protein serine/threonine kinase activity
Source: RefSeq, a predicted model, not a curated record
AUGGCUGUUUUGCUAUGGUUAUUAUUCCUAUCUGCAUUUCAUGUAGUAGCACUAGCACAACAAAGAAACUUCAAUAUAACUCCUGGUUCUUCUCUAACACCUACGGCCAAUUCGUCAUGGUUUUCACUCUCAAGGCGCUUUGCCUUUGGGUUUUAUGAGCAAACUAAUGGCUACGCUGUUGGAAUCUCCAUCAGCAGCAUGCCAAACAAGACAGCAGUGUGGACAGCAAACAGAAACAGUCCUGCUGUCCCAAGCAGCGCUGUCUUGCUCUUAACUAGUGAUGGAAGGCUCAUUGUACAAGUAGGACAAGGCCAAGAAAUCUCUGUCAUAAAUCCCUCUCAAGCCAUUGCUUCAGCUUCCAUGCUGGACACGGGCAACUUUGUGCUCUACAAUUCUAAUCACAAUGUCAUAUGGCAAAGUUUUGACAACCCGACAAACACCAUUUUACCUGGUCAGCAUCUCUCUGCUGGACAAGAGCUGUUCUCGAGUGCCUCGGAAAAAGAUGAUUCACGUGGGAUUUUCCGUCUCAAAAUGCAAAGCGAUGGGAACCUCGUUCAGUACCCUGUCCAGACACCAGACAGUGCCCCAUAUUCUUACUUCUCAACAGGCACCAAUGGAGUAGGGAAUAAUGUUACACUGAAUCUUGGCGAUGAUAGCCUCCUCUACUUACUAAAUUCAACUCUCAGUCUCAGAAAUCUAACAAAGGGAGGCUAUCCUAGAGAACGGACCAUCUAUUUGAUGAAAAUUGAUGUUGACGGUAUUCUUCGAGUUUAUUCACAUUCUCUGAGCCAACAAAACAGCUCUGCAAUAUGGUCAUCAACAGAUGAUAGAUGUGUUCCAAAAGGCCUUUGUGGGCUUAAUGGUUUUUGUAUCAAUAUAGAUGAUCAAGUUAACUGUGCGUGUCUUCCAGGAUUUGAUUUUGUAAGGCCAGGCAAUUGGAGCGCAGGCUGUGAAAGAAAUUUCACUGCAGAAACCUGUCGGUUAAAGGAGAAGACUUCUAAAUACUAUGCGAUGAGAACAGUUGAGAACACAAGAUGGGAAGAUAUCUCUUAUGCUACCUUGGUCACAACAACAAAAGAAGAUUGUGUACAAGCCUGUUUACAGGAUUGUAAUUGUGAGGCUGCUCUAUUCAAAGAUAGAGAGUGUAGAAAGCAGAGGCUGCCACUGAGAUAUGGAAGAAGAGACAUGAGUGAUUCUAAUCUAGCAUUGGUCAAGGUGGGCAUUAACGAGUUUGCAGAAGAAGGGUUGUUUAACCAGAUUGAAGAAACAAAAGGAGAAAAGCUAAGGAUGGACAUCCUAAUUGCCGGCAUUACAUUGGCUGCUUUUGCUUUCUUGGUGUUGGGCAUCUCCGGAUUCCUCAUUCACAGGAAUCAUAUCUGGACUUACAGGAAAAUCCAGGAGAGUAGAAGUGUUCAUUUAUGUGAAGAUGUUGGUCCACGAGCAUUUUCAUAUGCAGAACUAGAGCAGGCAACCAGUGGUUUCACAGAAGAGUUAGGAAGAGGAGCAUUUGGGACAGUAUUUAAAGGGAUGUUGGCAGAAGACCAGAAAGUGGUAGCUGUUAAGAGACUAGACAAGGAAUUGGUAGAAGGGGAAAAAGAGUUCCAAACUGAAAUGAAAAUCAUUGGAAGAACACAUCAUCGAAAUCUAGUCCGCCUCCUUGGUUACUGCUUAGAUGGAUCAAGAAGGCUUCUGGUGUAUGAGUACAUGAGCAAUGGUUCACUCUCAGACAUACUUUUCACACCAGAAAAACAGCCCACGUGGGAGGAAAGGUGUGGCAUCGCUAGAGAUAUUGCAAGGGGCCUCCUAUAUUUGCAUGAUGAGUGUGACACACAAAUUAUCCAUUGUGAUAUAAAACCUCAGAACAUACUCAUGGAUGAUAAUUUUUGUGCUAAAAUAUCUGACUUUGGAAUGGCCAAGCUCUUAAAGAAAGAUCAAACAAGAACCUACACAGGGGUAAGAGGUACCAGAGGCUAUGUCGCACCAGAAUGGCACCGAAAACUGCCAGUGACAGUGAAAGCAGAUGUUUACAGUUUUGGUGUCGUUCUAUUGGAAUUGAUCUGUCGACGGAAGUGUGUAGAUUGGAGCCUUGCUGAAGAUGAAUCGAUUCUUGAGUAUUGGGUUUACAGUUGCUUUGAGGCAGGAGAGCUAGGAAAACUGGUCGGGGAGGAGGAGGUUGAGAGAAGACAAUUCGAGAGAAUGGUGAAAAUAAGCAUCUGGUGCAUUCAAGACGAACCGUCACUUCGCCCUUCAAUGAAGAAAAUUCUACUGAUGCUAGAAGGGACAGUAGACAUUCCUGUGCCUCCUAGCCCUACUUCUUUUCUAAGUACCAUAUAG